UGGCAGUAGUGGCUCAUGUAUUGCGGUGCUAUCAAACGGACAUUUUUUACUUUUUAUUGGCAUCUAGCUGCUGGUACCGCUGACAAGGACCGCUCUUUCUAUCUCACGCGGCCUCAACACAUCAGAACGCCAGUGAAAAACAUGUCUGAGACCCGCCUGAAACAGCUCCGCAUCAAGACCGGUGUGCUGAAAAGGUGCUGCAAGGAGCUCAUCAGCUACCAGAAGGAAGCCGAUCAGAUACAGGAGAAGAUCAAGAAAAUGCAAGAUGAAGGGCAAGACGUGUAUUACAUCAAGAAGCAGGACUUGUUGCUGCAGGAGACGCAGAAUGUGAUCCCAGACUGCCAGAAGCGCUUGAACUCUGCCUUCCAGGACCUGAAGACUCUGGUGGAUGAGGAUAAAUCGGUGGAGGAGUCUGAGGAAUACCAGGCAGCGUCCACUUCCCUUCAGGACACCAGUAGCCACAUCACCGCCUAGAGUCACCUCCACAGUGCUUACAAAUACUCGUACAUACAUCGCAUACACGAGAAUAUAUUUUGUAGACCUUUAUUUGAGCUAAUGCUGACUUAUGCUUUUGUGCUGUGAGGUGCAAAGAAGAAAACCUAUUGGUGUUAUUAACCUUAUGUACUCAAGCUUGUGUUGUAGACUACUAAAAGUGUAUGUGUGUGUAUGAGUUUAGGGGGUCAGGAACAGUUCACGUUUCUCUGCAGUGCUACAAAAUUGGCGUGGAAAUAUUGGACUGUUCAGUGGUAGAUCAUAAGACCGAUGCAAGUGUGAUAAUUCGAUGCCUUAAAAACCUCUCGAGUUUCUAAUCUGAAGCUCCAGAAGGUGUUCUUUUGUGUUGCUCUGCUAGCACUAAUCCACAACACUGCUGGAGGAUCUGAGGGUGUAACUUUAAGUGACAACCUAAGUGUCCAUUCCAACCAUGUCACAAGAACCCAAGGGAGGCAUGAGGGAAUCACCACUGCUGCCCUCACAGCCUCUUGCGGGUCAGAGGGUCACUCAUGGCCAGUUCCUGUACAUUCCAGAGCAAGAGAGAAGUUUUGGAUACAGCCAGCAUAGCAUUCCCCCUCCACACAUUCAUCCCACUGCCUCGCUUGGGAACAAUUCAAGGCCUCAUUCAUUUCCCCCACGAGACCAUAGCCUCCCACCACCUCAUCUCCAUGGUAACUCUCCUCCUAUGUUUGCCAGACCUCCUCCCAUGCCACCCAGGUUUUCCCAGCCUCCCCCAGCCAUGUCUUGCCCACCAAACAUUCCUUACCAAGCUUCAUUCCAAAAUCCUAUGAUGACACCUGGGGAAUGCAAUCCUUUGUGGCUCCAGCGCGGCCCCCCACCUGUCCUGCCAUGCCCGCCGAUGCAGGGUGACAAAGCGCCCCUCUCCGGCACCCACUCGGGAGUCUCCAAGGGGACUGUUUUCAGGGACAGCAAGGAACAGGAGGACGACUUGUGGCUGGAGGAGUUUGAGAAGAGAGUCAAGUCCUGCCCACCAUCACCGCCAUCACCUGCCGAGCCCAACACCGCCAAGAAGAUUGUUAAGGUGACUAGUCGUUUUGUCGAUACCUGUCUUGCAUAUUCCUAUGUUCACUAAUAAAGGUUUAGCGAUCGGUAGAUUUUGCCUGUGGUAGAGUGGUCAAAAACUGCCUGUAAGGUGUUGUGAAGUAGUUAAUUAAUGGGAUUUGUUGUUAUUUUGUCUUGAAAUUAACAAAACGGCUAGUUCUUUUAUCAUUUCACUCAUUGAAGCUCAUAUUAUCAGCGCUGUCAUUGUCACGUCACUCCUUCAAACAUAGAUAUGGUUUGACAAUUGGUUCUAAUAAAUCGUUGCACAUUUGAA
Messenger RNA from Portunus trituberculatus (swimming crab), 1828 nucleotides. It is a transcript of the gene Tbca, whose product is annotated as tubulin-specific chaperone A-like. The record is from RefSeq and is a predicted model, not a curated record. Gene Ontology annotation, molecular function: beta-tubulin binding. The coding region runs from base 16 to 474 and encodes 152 amino acids. Gene Ontology annotation, cellular component: cytosol; microtubule cytoskeleton. The transcript has 4 exons. Gene Ontology annotation, biological process: post-chaperonin tubulin folding pathway; tubulin complex assembly. Lineage: Eukaryota; Metazoa; Arthropoda; Malacostraca; Decapoda; Portunidae.